Messenger RNA from Letharia lupina, 1326 nucleotides. RefSeq lists its product as uncharacterized. The transcript is spliced from 2 exons. Bases 1 to 1326 code for a protein of 441 amino acids. NCBI's taxonomy places the organism in Eukaryota, Fungi, Ascomycota, Lecanoromycetes, Lecanorales, Parmeliaceae. Gene Ontology annotation, cellular component: mitochondrion. The record is from RefSeq and is a predicted model, not a curated record.
AUGUCUGUCCCACGCCUGAUCUUCCUCUACCCUCACCUCUUCAACCCAGCAAGAUUCCACAAGGCAGGUCUCACAUUCAAGCCCCGACGUGCUUCCCAACAGCCCUUCCAAAAAGCAGGCAUCAGCACCACGCGAACCCGCAGACAAGAAACCUACGCCCAACGCUAUGGCACGGCCGCCGAACCUCAACCACCCCCCGGCAUGCCCACGAAACCCCAAGAGGAGAAAUCUCUAGCUAGUGCCAUCGAGAAAGAAGUGAAGAGGGACACCAAACCCGAGGAAAACAAAAUCCAAGCCCCUCCAUCAAAAGAAUCCGAGAAAAAGGCAACGCCAGAACCCAAAGACGACAACAAAGUGUUACCAGACGCGUCCCGCGACGCUGCAAUCACAACCUCGAUGCGUGACCCCUCAACCCGUGCCACCGAACUCGACGCCUCGGAGCCUCACCCCAAACAAACAUCCCCCGAAUCCAUUAACGACAGCAAAACCCGCACCGCCAAGCCGCUCGAAACCGUUCUGCAAAUGGGCGCCCCGGCGGUCGAGAAGCCAGAAGAGCAUAAAGCGCCGCAUCUGCAGGCGCCGCCGUAUGUGCACCAUUUCGAUACCUUUACGCUCGUGAAGGAUCUGGAGGGGGGAGGGUUUAGUGAGGAGCAGAGCGUAACCAUUAUGAAGGCCGUGAGGGGGCAGUUGGCGAUAAACUUAGAUGUGGCUAAGGAAGGCUUGGUUUCAAAGUCUGACGUCGAGAACGAAACCUACCUUUUCCGCGCCGCCUGCUCCGAACUGCGCACCGAAAUCCUCAACACCCGCAAAAGCAGCUCCACCCACACCCGCACCCAGCUCUCCCACCUCCAACACACCUAUGACAUCCUCUCCCAGCGCGUCUCCCAAGAAGCACUGAGCCUCAAAGACGACCUCCGGGGCAUGCUCAACGACCGCCGCAUGGCCGUGCGCAUGCAGAGCCAGACCCGCGACGGAGAGAUCAGCGAGUUGAAUUACAAAAUCAGUGUCGUGCUUGGGUCAGAGCAGAAGAGCGAGGUGGAGGGCCUGAGAUGGGUGUUGACGAGGAGGGCGGCGAUGGCGAUCGGGCUGAUGGCGGUUUUGAUACUGGGGAGUUUGAGGUAUAGUAGUUAUAAGAUGCACGAGAGGGACAUUGAGGAGAGGAAGAAAGGGGCUCAAUCGCAGAGUUCGGGGACGGGGACGAGUAGUGGGAGUGCGGGCGGCAGUUUUACGGUGCCGAGUCGGGAGAUGGGGACGCAGACUGGGACAGAGGAGAAGGGCGGCAUGGGUGAUAAGAGUGAGAAUGUUGGGUAUGUUUCGUUGGGGUAG